Pyrenophora tritici-repentis Pt-1C-BFP is the source of this 2343-nucleotide messenger RNA. RefSeq lists its product as uncharacterized. Lineage: Eukaryota; Fungi; Ascomycota; Dothideomycetes; Pleosporales; Pleosporaceae. The record is from RefSeq and is a predicted model, not a curated record.
GUGUCAAAGUACCUUUUAUACGCUUUCGUCUCCUACUCCUUGAACUGAUCUUGAACGACUCUUUAUUCCUACUGCGCAUACCUACAAGGCGCGUUUUCCUUAUACAGUUAUCCUACACGGUCCUAGUUCCAGACCUCUGAGACUUGCGCCCACGCUUUACUCUAACAGAUUUGACCCUGCGAGACAACAUACAUGCCGCACCGUCCAGGAGUGACGAUAACUGCCACGACACUGCUGCUAGAGCUCUUGCCUUUGGCAGCUGCACAUGGUCAUGGCGAUGGAAUGGAUAUGAGCGCACAUGAUGCGCAGCCAGCACAACCACAGGAUAAUGGCUUCGGUGGCUACUGGAGUCUUUCUGAACACGCUUCGCUUAUGUAUUGGCAUAUUGGCCUUGAGAUCCUAGCUUGGGUGGUGGUUCUGCCAGUUGCCGUCAUGUUCAGCGUUGCGCGCUCGCGCUUCACGCUACUUAUGCAAUUAGCCUUCCUCGCAACAAACGCCCUUGCCCUCGUGCUCGGCAUCAUAUACGACCACAAGACACCAGAAAUGUACGAAGGGAAUGCCCACAGCAAGACAGGAUGGGCCAUCACCUGGAUCGCGUCGGCAUGGGUAUUUUUGGCCCUGGUCCAGGCCUACGCCGGAAGGUCGAACACGCAGUCAAUCGAAGACGAAUUCACAGAGCCAAUGACAACCGUGAAUAUGCUCAGAUAUCAGCGCGUACAAAACCAGGAGCUUCCAGAUCCGUCCCGCUGGUCGGACGACUCAGGACAUGGUACCGAGCGCAACUCACUCUCGCUGCAUGAUGGCUCUCAAUCCCCGAGUGUCGAUUCGGAGAGCCAGUUUGUUAACCCAGCACGGAGGUAUACACACGACGAUUCUUUUGGCGACAGUGACGAUGAGAAGCGCGGCUUCCUACAUAACACCCCUGUCGACAAGUUUUUCUCUCGCAACGUAGCUCGCUUUGCCGUCGGUCGGACCUUGAAAGCGAUUCGAAUCUUGUACGUUGUCGUCGAGCGUACCAUCUUAGUCCAAGGAUUUUUGGCCAUCGUUAGCGGUGCUGUUGUCUACGGCGGCAUUGGAAGAGGUGGUGCCAUCUUCAACGUCCUGGCCCACACAGUAAAGGGUGGCAUCUUCUUCCUCUACGGGUUCCUUACACUCGGUCGAUGGAUGGGUGCAUUCGCGGAUUUUGGGUGGGCAUGGAACGUAAAGCCGCCAAAGGAGGUUGUCGGUCGUCGGCGGGCGGCACUGCCUUCGGCAGAAUUUACCGAGUCAUUCGUCAUCUGGCUUUACGGCUGUACAAACGUGUUCCUAGAGCACCUGGCUGCGUGGGGCGAUGCAUGGACUGCGCAGGAUCUGGAGCAUGUCUCGAUCUCUAUAAUGUUCUUUGGUGGAGGUUUGUUGGGAAUGUGCAUUGAAUCGACCAAAGUGCGAGAGCUCCUAAACAGCGGCGUUGUCGCCUCGCAGGCAGCCUCGGUGCAGCACGAAGCGUGGCAGGAGCCUCGUCAAUAUCGGUUCUCGAUGAAUCCUUUGCCAGCGUUGAUUAUCAUGCUUCUCGGCAAGAUGAUGAGCUCACACCACCAGACCUCGAUGGUUUCGACCAUGAUACACUCUCAGUGGGGCAGCAUGUUCAUGGGCUUCGCUCUUGCGCGUGGUGUCACCUACAUCACCCUCUAUAUUUCACCACCCACCUCAUUCCUUCCAUCUCGUCCCCCAACGGAGAUUGUGACGGCAUUCUGUUUGAUUGCGGGUGGUGUUACCUUUAUGGUCAGCAACAAAGAUACUGUUGCGGCACUUGAGUCAUACAACCUCGAUGCCAUGUUCAUUUUUACGGUUGUGAUGGGUGUUACUGCGCUCCUCAUGGCCUGGACUACGGUUCUUAUUGCUAUCAAGGGCUGGGCCUUGCGCAAGGAGAGCAACGGUCAGUACAUGAAGAGCCAUGCUGGAGUCUUGGCCUAGACGUUUGCAGCAUUAUUCCUGGUCUGAUCGGCUGGUACAUCCACUCGGACUUGGAUUUCCGGACUUUUCAUAUUAUACCCUCUUCUUUCCCUUUUUACGGCCUGGAUGGAUUCCCUAUUCAUGAUAUCACUGCAGUAUACCCUUCUCCUAAGAAUGGUGACGACCUGGAUUGCUGCAUUUACAAUAUUAUGCGUUCUGCAUAUGGUGGUGGUAAUGUAAUGGCAAUGGUUUGGAGCGACAGAGUAAUGCCGAGGCCUGGCGGGCCUGGCGAUUAGUAGAGGUCGGAUCAACUGCGACUGUAAAUAUAUUCGUAGCAUCUUUGACCAAGCAUUGUCGGAUAUUUGAGCUAAUCAAGUAUGGGCCUUGUCAUUUUCAUGAAUACUGUACUCA